AUGCAAAUGAGGCUGCAUUUCAUCCCUGAUCUUUACAUUCUGGACCUUGGCUCUUUCCUGUUCCUCAUCUCCAUCUCCUUGUUGUUCCCCCAUGGAAUUCAGGACCCGGACUUAAAGAUGACCCCGAUCCGGUCAGUCACUGAGAUCAGCUGUGCCAUCCAGGAUGCAGACGACUCCCAGAGCUUCCAGUUCACUUACAAAGAGGAGCUCCUGGGGUACAUGCUGGACUUCAUGAAAGAAGAACCAAUAGAUUCUUUGGCCUCUCCUGUUCGCCUCAGGGCCAUGCUUGCCUUUGGGCACCUCAGAGCUGGAACUAAGAGACACCUGCAGGGCUCAGGCCACAGACUGCUCUCCCUGCAGCUGGGCAAGGUGAAACCCUCACUGAAUCUGGAUGAAAAUAGAAACAUCCUUGAUGACUGCCUCAAGAGAAGAGAUCCAAGAGAAAGAGCACAGGAAGGCAAGAUGGGGAUUCAGUGA
Messenger RNA from Alligator sinensis (Chinese alligator), 477 nucleotides. RefSeq names its product maestro heat-like repeat-containing protein family member 2B. Gene Ontology annotation, cellular component: cytoplasm. The record is from RefSeq and is a predicted model, not a curated record. The coding region runs from base 1 to 477 and encodes 158 amino acids. The transcript is spliced from 4 exons. Lineage: Eukaryota; Metazoa; Chordata; Crocodylia; Alligatoridae.